GAUGAAGAUAACAAAAACACACUUUUAACCAACUUACCGGUCAGUUACUUUUCCUUAUAAUAUUAUUAAAAGCAUUAUGUAUGUAUAUAUAAAAACCAUUACAAGAAGGGUGUUUACUUAAAAAACAUCCCAAAAUACAAAGAAAAAACAGAGAGAAACAGAACUUGAUCACCAUGGCUGAAUUAGAGAGCUUAAUCUCAAUUCCAAAGAUGAUAACUUUCCUCUCUUCUCUUCUUCAACGCGUAGCCGAAUCAAACGAUAUCCACCGUCGAUUAGAAGCCCAGAAAGUAUCAGUCUUCCAUGGAUUAACUCGUCCAACAAUCUCAAUUCAAAGUUAUUUAGAGAGAAUUUUUAAGUAUGCAAAUUGUAGUCCUUCUUGUUUUGUUGUUGCUUAUGUUUAUCUUGAUCGUUUCACUCAAAGACAGCCAUUGUUACCCAUUAAUUCCUUCAAUGUUCAUCGUUUGUUGAUCACUAGUGUCAUGGUUUCUGCUAAAUUCAUGGAUGACAUGUAUUACAACAAUGCAUAUUAUGCUAAAAUAGGUGGAAUAAGCACUAUAGAAAUGAACUUUCUUGAGGUGGAUUUCUUAUUUGGUUUGGGAUUUCAUUUAAAUGUGACACCAAACACAUUUCAUACCUAUUGUUCAUACCUUCAAAGAGAAAUGUUGCUACUCCAACCCCCUCUAAAUAUUGUUUCCGAUUCAGUUUCGAAUUCGUCGAUGAUCAUCGGUAAAUCACCUAUAACAAUUCACUCUUGUUAUAAUGAUGAUGAGACUACCUCACAUCAACAACAACGACAACAACAACAACGACAAUUAGCUGUUUGAUCAGCUAAAAUACCGUGAAGUUACUUAUAUUAGAAUAAUUAAGUUGUAUUUAGCUUUGUCUCUUACUUUUUAUUUUUUAUUUUUAUUUUCUUAUUAAUUUUCACUAGUCGGUGAAAUGAGCAUUUGUAGCAAAUCCUUGUUGCUAUUUUCUAAAUUUCUUCUCAUAUUUUUGGAUCUCUUAUGUAGUUUAGUCAGGAUUGUACAGGUAUAUUCGAGUGUUCAAUUGAAUUUUGAGUACGUUAUAUUUGGA
Messenger RNA from Amaranthus tricolor (Joseph's coat), 1074 nucleotides. RefSeq names its product cyclin-U4-1. Bases 174 to 824 code for a protein of 216 amino acids. The record is from RefSeq and is a predicted model, not a curated record. Gene Ontology annotation, biological process: regulation of cyclin-dependent protein serine/threonine kinase activity. Gene Ontology annotation, molecular function: protein kinase binding. The transcript has 2 exons. NCBI's taxonomy places the organism in Eukaryota, Viridiplantae, Streptophyta, Magnoliopsida, Caryophyllales, Amaranthaceae.